AUGGAGGAGGAGGAUGUCGUCCAUAUAAUGUCAUACCUGCGCUCCUGGAAAAAGGUGGAUGCAGUUAAGAUUGUGUACAAUGGCAAGGCUACUGAGGUAUGCGUGGGUAGCCUGGCAAAGGAUGAAUUUAUGGAAUGUGAGUUAUAUGUUAGUGAAGCUGUUACGAAAAGAAACAAGUAUAAGGAAGAUUCUAUAGCCAGUGGGGGCAGAGUGGUUAAAUUCACAGACCUGUUUGCUGAUCAUAGUUUGGUGUCAUUCAAGGAUGUGGCCAUAGACUUCUCACAGGAAGAGUGGGAGUGCCUGGACUUGGAACAGAAGGAUUUGUACAGAGACGUGAUGUUGGAGAACUACAGCAACCUGGUCUCACUGGGAUUUUCCAUUUCUAAGCCAGAUGUGCUCUCCUUAUUGGAGCAAGGGAAGGACCCUUGGAAGGUUGUAUGGGAUGUGACAAGAGGUCUGAGCCCAGACUGGGAAUCCAGGUGUGAAACCAAGAAGCUAUCAUCAAAAAGAGAAAUUUAUGAACUAGAAGCAUCUCAGUGGGAGAUAGUAGAACAACUUACAAGCCAUAAGUGUGAGUGCAAAAGUUUUCAAGAUGAUAAGGAAUGCAGAGACCAGUUUGAAAGCCAUUUAGGAAGUAAAGAGGGACUUUUUAGGCAACUAGUAGUCUAUGAAGAAAUGCCUAAUUUUAGUCAAACCACAUCCCUUAAGUUACAACAGAGAAUUCAUUCUACUGAGAAAUUCUAUGAAUGUAAAGCAUGCAGAAAAUAUUUUAUCCUUGGCUUUCAACAGACUGAACAUCAGAAAAAUCAUUCUGAUGAAAAAUUCUAUGAAUGUAAAGAAUGUGGAAAGGCCUUUAUUUGGGACUCACAACUUACUUACCAUCAAAGAGUUCAUGUUGCUAAGAAACCCUAUGAAUGUAAGGAAUGUAGAAAAGCUUUUAUCUGUGCCUCGCAACUUAUUUGUCAUCAAAGAAUUCAUACUGGAGAGAAACCUUAUGAAUGUAAAGAGUGUGGGAAGGCCUUUAUUCGUAGCUCUCAUCUUACUCAGCAUCAAAUAAUUCAUACUGGUGAAAGACCCUAUGAAUGUAAUGCAUGUGGGAAGGCCUUUUUUCGUGGCUCACAACUUACUUACCAUCAGAGAGUUCAUACUGCAGAGAAACCCUAUCAAUGUAAGGAAUGUGGAAAGGCCUUUAUUCGUGGCUCUCAACUUACUGAACAUCAGAGAAUUCAUACUGGUGAGAAACCCUAUGAAUGUAAGAAAUGUGGGAAAGCCUUUAGUUAUGGUUCACAGCUUACUCUACAUUAUAGACUCCAUACUGGUGAAAAGCCUUAUAAAUGUAAAGACUGUGAGAUGUCCUUUAUUCGUGGCUCACAACUUACUGAACAUCAGAGGAUCCAUACAGGUAAGAAACCACACGAAUGUAAGCAGUGUGGAAAGGCCUUUAACUAUGGCUCACAGCUUAUUCGACAUCAGAGGAUUCAUACUGGUGAGAAACCAUAUGAAUGUCAAGAAUGUGGGAAAUCAUUUAUUCGUGGCUCACAACUUACUGAACAUCAAAAAAUUCACACUGGUGAAAAACCCUUUGAAUGUAAGGAAUGUAGGAAAGCCUUUAUUCGUGGCUCACAUCUUACUCAGCAUCAGAGAAUUCAUACUGGUGAAAAGCCCUAUGAAUGUAAAGAAUGUGGAAAGGCCUUUAUUUAUGGCUCACAACUGUCCCAACAUCAGAAAAUUCAUACAGGUGAGAAUCCCUAUGAAUGUAAGCAGAAACCAUAUGAAUGUAAGGAAUGUGGUAAGACUUUUAUUCGUAGCUCACAGCUAACUUGCCAUCAGAGAGUUCAUACUGGUGAGAAGCCCUAUGAAUGUAAUGAAUGUGGGAAGGCCUUUAUUCGUGGUUCACAUCUGACUCAGCAUCAGAGAAUUCAUACUGGUGAGAAACCAUACAAAUGUAACGAAUGUGGGAAGGCCUUUAAUCGUGGAUCACAGCUCACUCAACAUCAGAGAAUUCAUUCUGGCGAGAAGCCUUAUAAAUGUAAUGCAUGUGGUAAGGACUUUAGACGUCAUUCACACCUUACUCAACAUCAGAAACUUCAUAAUGGAGAAAAACUGUAUGAAAAAAUUAAUUUAGUAAAUCCUUUACCUGUUUGCCCAUGA
Molecule: messenger RNA, 2151 nt
Organism: Lipotes vexillifer (Yangtze River dolphin)
Lineage: Eukaryota; Metazoa; Chordata; Mammalia; Artiodactyla; Lipotidae
Product: zinc finger protein 345-like
Exons: 7
Coding region: 1-2151 (716 amino acids)
Biological process (GO): regulation of DNA-templated transcription
Cellular component (GO): nucleus
Source: RefSeq, a predicted model, not a curated record